Striga asiatica is the source of this 438-nucleotide messenger RNA. The record is from the annotation of a GenBank genome assembly. Lineage: Eukaryota; Viridiplantae; Streptophyta; Magnoliopsida; Lamiales; Orobanchaceae.
AUGGACGAAGUCCAACCCCGACCCAAGAACAGCGGCGAAAGAAGAGUAGGUACAGCUAGCAUUCCCAAUCCCAUCUUUAGCAAAAAUCUUCCUGCUAAAAUAGGGCUUGCGACGAUUCCAGGCUUUCUUAGCAUGGGCUCAGGUCUUGUUCGCCAUAGUUUUGCUUCAAAGCUUUACAGCCUUUUGCUUGUUCGCCUAUGGUUAGGCGCUUUUAAGAAUUCUCAAUUGCCUAAGAGAUGGGUAGCCUUCUAUGUAAACCGUCACGAGACUACAACAAGACUGAAGCAAGGAUUUGCUGAGGAAUGGAUAAAGCUGACAACUAAGCGGCGGCGAAGUAGGAGUUCACUGGUGAUUCAGAUCCGAAUUGAAAAGCGCGUUCACUGGAAGAUGAGAUCAUCCUCUCGAGGGGGAGUUAAGCGCGGGAUGGAGGAAAAAUAG